AGAAGAACGACGCAUCACACCUGCUUGGAGCAUCGUUUCUACAGACAUGGCACAAGACGUUUGUCCAGCAAGGCCUGAGCCGACACUCUCAUUUACCCAAGGCCUGAUCCUCGGCCAGGUCUCGGUGGUCCUCUUAAUCGCCGCGUUCAUCAAGUACUUCAUAUUCGGCGAACCCCCUUCGGCCGACGUGCGAGCUUCAUUACGAGCGACUGACCGGCGAUCGAGGACUCUGUCACACAAAAAAUCCCUUCUAAGCCUGGGGUCACCUAGUGCGCGCAAUGCCAACCAUCAACACCCCCACCACCCGACGUUAAACAAGAAGUCUAGCAUACUAAGACCGAGUCCACCAAACCUAACUAUUGACUCGAUCCUAAAUAAGACAUACUACAAGGUGGACAGUCACCAGCCAGAGAGCCUGGACUGGUUCAACGUUCUUGUGGCCCAGACAAUCGCACAAUUCCGCAGCGAUGCCCAGCACGACGAUGCCAUCUUAUCGUCCUUGACCAAGGCGCUUAACGGCGCCUCGCGGCCGGAUUUCUUGGACGAGAUUCGAGUUACAGAUUUGAGCCUGGGAGAGGACUUCCCCAUCUUCAGCAACUGUCGCAUUAUCCCCGUCGACGAGGAUGGCCUCAGUUUGGGCCAUGGGAGAGCCUUUGAUGCCAACAUGGGGGCCAGGGAAGGGGCUCGAUUGCAGGCGCGGAUGGACGUCGAUCUGAGCGACAUGAUUACGCUCGCAAUUGAGACGAAGCUACUGCUAAACUACCCGAAAAAGCUCAGCGCAGUCUUGCCCGUUGCGUUGGCCGUGUCGGUUGUCAGGUUUAGUGGUACCUUAUCGAUAUCGUUCGUCCCGAGCAACCCGUCGCAAUCGACACCGACAAAGAUGACUUUCACCUUCUUGGAUGACUACCGGCUCGACUUUUCCAUCCGAAGCCUCCUUGGCAGCCGGUCGAGGUUGCAAGACAUUCCAAAGAUUGCGCAGCUGAUCGAGUCGCUUCUCCACCGCUGGUUCGACGAGCGCUGCGUCGAGCCUAGGUUCCAGGAGAUCGCGCUCCCCAGCAUGUGGCCGCGCAAGAAGAACACUCGAGGUGGGGACGAUGCGAUUGCCGAGGCGGAGCGCUCAAUGAGCAAAGCCAAGGGCGCUGAGAUUGCGCGAGAUCUGCGCGAGGAAGCCCGGAGAGACGGCGGCCCAGAAGCAGACGGUCGGGCGGAUGUAGCUCAGGGCUCUUUGAGGCAUAGGAGACGCUCCCGGGCGGGGGAAACGUUCAACAUGCCUGGCGCGAUGCCAGGCACGAGUAUGGACAUGGCGACUUGAGGGGACCGAAGCCUCCUGGUCUAGAAUUUGCUAAGGCGGUCUGACCCGUCACCUUCACCCGCGUGUCGUCACUCGCACAGCCACCUAAUCCCAGCACUGAAUUGUCAGAAGAGCGGGUGGAAGCUGUUCGCUUUUUGUCCUACGCUUCUCCACUCAAAUGAUUGGCAGUAGGGCUAGCCAAUGAGCCGAGCUGACCCGUGGUCCUCAUAGAGACUCACAACUCAAUUAUUAUGUCGGUAGCUAUGAGAAAUGCUGGUAUAGAAACCGUAUAUCUGGCUUUUAUAUACUUUACCAUAUCAUGCAGCGAUUGAGCGCUGGGGAGAACAUUCUAUAGUUGCUGCUGCGCAGCUAACAUGCAAGGAAUCAGCCCACACAGGAAGGUUAUCACUUUACCAUGUUUCAAUGUCUUAAGUCGCUGUAAAGAGC
Molecule: messenger RNA, 1738 nt
Organism: Phialemonium atrogriseum
Lineage: Eukaryota; Fungi; Ascomycota; Sordariomycetes; Cephalothecales; Cephalothecaceae
Exons: 2
Coding region: 47-1312 (421 amino acids)
Biological process (GO): mitochondrion organization; phospholipid transport
Cellular component (GO): endoplasmic reticulum; ERMES complex
Molecular function (GO): lipid binding
Source: RefSeq, a predicted model, not a curated record